Messenger RNA from Etheostoma cragini (Arkansas darter), 849 nucleotides. RefSeq names its product heme-binding protein soul4 (gene soul4). The coding region runs from base 29 to 628 and encodes 199 amino acids. The transcript has 4 exons. Lineage: Eukaryota; Metazoa; Chordata; Actinopteri; Perciformes; Percidae. The record is from RefSeq and is a predicted model, not a curated record.
CCUGGUCAGCUGACUCUUAACUUCCUGUAUGUGUGUUGAAGAUAUGACUGGACCCAUACAGGAAAUGACCCGCAACAGCCAGCAGAGAGAGCCAAUCCCCUUCACCCCAGUGUCCUGUCACGAGAAGAUGGGAGAGGUUCUGUACGAGGAGCGCUGCGUCCCCGCCGGUCACUGGGCCAGUGUGAUUAAAGGAGAAGAUCUGUACGAGCAGAGCAUCUCGAUGGGCUUCAUGAAGCUGAUGCGCUUCAUCUGCAAAGAAAACUCUGCAGGGAGAUAUUUGGGGAUGACAGUGCCAGUGAUAAAUCACGUCCACAUGACGCCGGAUGGACUGUCCUUUGAGAAAGACGUCCAGACGUCCAUCUUCCUACCGGCAGAGUUCCAGGCAGAGCCCCCCCGACCCUCCGACCCCGACAUCACCAUCGUCUACCGAGAGCCAAUGAGAGUCAUCGCCAGGACGUUCUUUGGGACAACCACGGAGCAGACGCUGAGUGCUCAGAUCGCCGUGCUGUGGGAGAUUUUGGGCGCCGGCGCCGACGUCUGCCCAGACAGCUUCAUGGUGGCGGCGUACGAGAACCCCGGCGUCCCCCGCCGCCGUAACGAGAUCUGGUUCCUCCGCCGAGACCUGUAGACGUCCCAUUGUGCUCUGCUGCUUCCAGUUUGUUGUUUCAUGUCAUUGACGCUACGCUCCGAGUUACCAGAUCGGACGUCGUACUCCCAGAUUCACUCGGUCUGAAUGUUGACUGUAACCAUGGCAACAGUCAUAAGAUAAGCAGACUGUUAAUGAGACUCUGCAGCUCUAAUGUCUCUGUGAUGGAAUAACGAAACGAAUAACGUACGAUACACAAACAU